This is a messenger RNA of Rhopalosiphum padi (bird cherry-oat aphid), 3959 nucleotides long. RefSeq names its product rho GTPase-activating protein 1 (gene RhoGAP68F). The transcript has 10 exons. Gene Ontology annotation, cellular component: cytoplasm. The coding region runs from base 582 to 2060 and encodes 492 amino acids. Gene Ontology annotation, molecular function: GTPase activator activity. The record is from RefSeq and is a predicted model, not a curated record. Gene Ontology annotation, biological process: negative regulation of endocytic recycling; small GTPase-mediated signal transduction. Lineage: Eukaryota; Metazoa; Arthropoda; Insecta; Hemiptera; Aphididae.
AUAUAUCGGUGUACAUCGCAAUCGGCCCGUCUGUGGUCUGUCCAACUCUGUAGUCUGUAGUUACUAGUCUGAACUUCUGUAGUCUAAAGUCUUACUUAUCUUUAUAGUGUGCACUCGGUACCUAUAUUUACGAAAACAAUUAUGAUAAUUGUUGUUGUUUAAUGUUCUCAUCCGUUCUAUUUAUUUUUCGCCGCGAGUUGAAUACAAGUCGACGAGCCGAUGUUCGAUAUCCGUCAUAGACCGUCCUCGCCGCCUACACUUAAUAUUCAUCACUGUUCACACUCGUCUUGCUGGUUUAGAAAACUCUACACCUGAACAAAACGAGUAGCCGUGUGUCGAUAGUUGAUACAGUAACGACUGUUCAUCGCAUAAUAUUGACGACAAGUUACUGAGUAUCGUUUUGUUAUACACGAUGGUUAAUUCUCAUUGAGUUGUGUGUGCAUGUGUCCGUGUCGUUCCGCCUGCAGCUUCUGAGAACAUUGACGGAAUGAGGUAACCAUUGUCGAGGUAGCUAGUGUUGCCUGCGUAAUUUCGUUGUGCUGUACAUCUGACACCCAUCGUUAUCGUUACUAGUCAUCGACAUGGAUCCUAGGGUGCAGCCUUCCAGCAAGUAUUUCCCAGUUGCAAUGACUGAUAAUGAAGAACCAUAUCCUAGUCUUUCUGAUUAUCAUGACUAUGAACCAAACUUAGAAUUUGAUGAUACUGAACUUCAAAGUCCAUCUGCAGAUAUUGAUUUGGAGAAAAGUUUAGCUAAUGUAAAUGGGACAGUAGGAACAUUAGAUUACAUGGAAUCACCUGUUUCUGACGGUACUAUUGAGGAAAAUUUUGAAGAAGAAUUAGUAAAUGCUCCUCAAGUUGAAGGUUUAACAUCUGUAAAUGAUACGGCAACAGGCAAUUUAUUAGAUGAUUUGGAAGCAGAUGAUUCUAAAGAAGAUGAAGACUUUAGCGAUGUUGCUGAAUGUGGUGUAGUUGAUGUAGUAGGUGAUGAUGCAGUUGGUCGUAAAAUUAUUGUUGUAUCAGCUUGCAAAUUACCAAGCAAUAAAGAAGUUGAUCAUCCAAGGCUUCUAAGGUAUCUAAUGUACACUUUGGACAAAUUUGUAGAACAAGACUACAGCUUGGUCUACUUCCAUUAUGGGUUGACAAGUAAAAAUAAACCAACGCUAUCAUGGCUAUGGCAAGCAUACCGCGCAUUUGAUAGAAAAUACAAAAAAAACCUAAAGGCUUUGUAUUUAGUACACCCAACUGGUUUUAUCAAAGUGGUUUGGCAACUUUUUAGAGCUGUUAUUAGUGCUAAAUUUGGCCGAAAAAUUAUGUAUGUUAACCAUUUACAAGAAUUGAAACUGUUCAUGGAUUUGGAUCAAUUAAUUAUUCCAGCUCCAGUCUUAGAUCAUGAUGAACAAUUAAUGAAAAAAUUAAAUAAAAGAAAAGUUUCAUUAGUUGAACAGGAAACUGAACAAAAACCUGAACCAUUACCAACUCAACAAUUUGGUGUUUCAUUACAGUUUAUAAAAGCAAACAAUAAUGGAGAAAUAAUUCCACCAUUGGUACAAAAGUGUGUUGAAUACUUAAGUCUACCAGAUGCCUUAGAAACUGAAGGAUUAUUUAGAAGAUCUGCAAACAUUAAUCAUUUAAGAGAUUUACAGAGUCGUAUCAAUCUAGGUGAACCAGUUGACUUUGGUAAUGAUGUACAUCUUGCAGCUGUUUUGUUGAAAACUUUUUUGCGAGAACUUGAAGAGCCUUUAAUGACAUUUGAUUUGUUUGAUGAGAUUACGCAAUUUCAAACACUUCCAAAAGACGAACGUCCUAGGCAAGUUAAAAUUCUGAUAUUGGAAAAACUACCUCUUGAUAAUUAUCAUUUACUCAAAUACCUUAUUCAAUUUUUAUCAAAAGUAAUGGAUAGAUGUGACCUGAAUAAAAUGACUUCGUCUAAUUUAGCAGUAGUUUUUGGUCCAAAUUUGGUACGCAGUCCAAAUAGUCAGUUAUCUUUAGCGGCGAUUGGUCCAAUUAAUGCUUUUACCGAUUUUGUACUAGUCAAUCAUGACCAAAUAUUCAUUAUAUGAUGACAGUAUAAAAUAUUUAGCAUAGUGUAUUCUGAAUGUAUUAUUUUGUGACAUGGUUUAUUUAACAUUCCAAAACUUAACUAUAUAUUAUUAACUUUAUAUGGUUGAAAUUUAUUUCACGGUUGUUUAAUUCAUACAUUUACUUACCAAUGAAAGUAUUUUUGUUAAUAUUUAUUUCUCUUAGUUUAUUUUUUUUCUAUUUUCAACUUUAAUCUCAAAAAUUUAAAUAAAAAGUGUUGGAAUUAAAAUAAUCAAGAUUCUAUCAAUAUAGUAUUUUGAAGGUUUAUAAUAUAAACUUAAUAUCAUUUAAAGUAUUAAUAAAAUAGCAGAUGAUAUGUAAUAUUGAACAAUAAACAUUUAAAAAAAAGAUAAUUAGGAAUUAACUUUAAACAUAGAUUUAAUAAAAAUAAUUGCUAUUAAAUUGUAUGUUGAAGUAGUAUGUUUUUAUGGUUUGUGAAUUAAUCUACCAUAAGUAAAAAUAGAAAUUCUUGUAAUUUUUAGCAAAUUGUUCUAUAUAGAUUCUAUGGUUAAUGCUCAUGUUUAAAGUCUUAUGACAUACCAUUUUUUUUUUACCAUAAGCAAUAACCUUAUUUAUUUGUUAAUAUUAUAUAUAUAAGCAUUUUAUUUUUUUAAUUUAAUAACUUAUGUAAAAUUUAUUCUUUUUUCUGGUUUAAUUAUAUUAUUAUUUAUCCAUUUUUGUACUAUAUAUUUACUGUAUAAUUUAUCAGGUUGUUAAUGAAUAGUUAGGAAUCACGUUAUUGACAAAUUUAUCUUGCAAAAAUCACUGCACUAGGUAAUGGGUACACAAUUUUUUAUUCAGAACGUUGUGUAUGCAUAUCAAAUUUAUUUAAUUUUAGGAAAUAAUAAUUUUAGUAUAUGAGUUUAAUUUUAAUAUAUUAGGUGUAAAACAUCCGCUUAAACAUUUUACAAAAAUAGUCUGUGAUCAAAAUGUAAAUGGUAAUGGAAUUUCAUCACUACAAUUAUUUUGAAAUUUUUCAACAAACAUUAAGAAUGAUAACUUUUCUUCAAUAAUAAUUUAUGUAAUCAAAUGUUUAUACUUAAUGUGAAUAUAUCUUAAAUCAUUUUAAACAGAUUAAAUUACCUUAUUUGAUCUGAUUCUGAUGCAAGUCAGUUAAUUUUGUGGUCCUUUUUAAAUCAAAGUAUUAAAACUUCGAACACAAAUUAUUACUCCUCAAUCAUUUAAAAUAACUUUAGUCAUGGAAAAUAGUAUUUGUUAUGUUAUAAUGUUUUUUGUCUUCAUAUUAUUCCAAGAUAGUAUAUAAACCUACUAAUUUUGUCUUAAUAAUUCAAAUUUUCAAUUACCUAUUUAUUAUUACAUCUAUUGGAUCAUAAUUUAUGAUUAAAACAUUGGAAUAUUUCAAUUUUUAUUUUAUUAUUUCAACAUAAUUUCUUAUGAAUAAAAUAUUAUUUGUUAAUCAUAUAUAAUACAUAUAUAAGUAUAGUAAAAAUCCAAGACAGUUUUCUAAAUUGGAUUUUAAAAAUGAAUAGAAAAAUUAUGUUUUAAUUACUUUUUAUUAUAUUCAUACUUUAAUAAUAGUAUUACAGUUAAUCAAAUAUAUGAAUUAAUUAUGAUUAUUACAUAAUAUCAAAUUGCUUUUCACCAACUAUAGUUUUAUAAACUCAUCUGAAAACCAUAACUUUAUUUGUAUACCAAAGAUUUUGUGUAUUAUUAUUAUUUAUUUUUUAUUUUUAGUUUAUUUUAAAAUUAUUAUUAAAAUGUUACCUAAUUUAUGUACAGACAAAUUACGCAUCCAUAUAUUCUGGUCAAAUAGUUCAUAAUUGAAACUUAGUGAUAUUUGUACAUCAUUGUUAUAAUGAUUUUAAUCCAUUUCGGGAGUUUUUGUACACAGUAAAGUAUAUCAUUAUUGUUGAUGCAUA